Molecule: messenger RNA, 3753 nt
Organism: Peniophora sp. CBMAI 1063
Lineage: Eukaryota; Fungi; Basidiomycota; Agaricomycetes; Russulales; Peniophoraceae
Source: the annotation of a GenBank genome assembly
AUGGCGCCCACGAAUUCCGAGAAGACUCAAAGCAAAUCUCCAUAUGUCGCUUCAAACGUGUUUGCGGACGCCAAAGUGACAAAACUAGCGGAGGAGUUCCGUACUAAGCGACUGGCUUUGCGCUGUUUAUCUUCGCUCCUGGCACGCCUACCGUUUCACUCUUCCGCCAUAUACAAGCAGCCUAGUCUUCACGACUGGCUCUCGAGCGCGACGGAUCCCGUAUCUGAAGAUGGGGACUUCCUCUUCGAAUUCGCCAGGUACCUCGACUGGUGGGAGCGGUCUGCAAUUUAUAAAGAAGCUCCCCUUGGAAAGGAUCGGCGUAAGAACAAGGAGAUUCGGCUCCUCAUUCGUCGCUUUGGUCUCGGGGAUGAUGAUAUCACACCCGCGCCUCAUCAAUUUAUCGCAAUCAACGGACGGGGAGGGCUCAGAUGGACUGAUACUCACCAGUGGCUUAUUUUGCUUCGGUACUUUGACAUUCUGGCUAAACUACGUGGUGUCGUUGAUCCCAUGUUUGACCGGGUACCUCCGUCACCCGCCCGUCUACUCGUUAUCGGUCGCUCCCUGACUCCGGGCUGGCUUUCAAUGCGACUUGAUUGGCAAGCUGCUGUCAAGGACACAUGCGUGCUGGUAAAGGCUGCCCAUGGCUUCUACGACGGCAGUACCCCUCCUGCCGCUCCCGCAAUCACGGCCUCUUCUUCGUCUCAGAGCUCAACUGUUGCAACAUCUGGAUCGUUUGGGCGCGUUCCCGUGUGGGUCAAGCACACGUCGUCUCCUCAGGAGGUCGAGGACGCGCAGGCCGUUGCGCGAGUCGUGAUCGAGAAGCAGGCCCUCUCUUUGGAUGCGGUCUUCACUCUUUUUGAUCAGAUGUCGUUGACGAGCGCGUUCGACCGGAUCCUUCCAGAAGUCAAGCACGCCGACGACACUAGCCAGUACGUUGCGAUGUGUGUCAACAUUCAGCUUGCUGCGCUCGUGGUGAACUACAUUCAAAGCAAUGUACGCGAGGGCGUUGAAGACUUUCGCCUCAAAGAUAUUGCAAGUCGCAUGCCAGAAGAUAUGAAGGCGGAUUGGAAGACUGCGCGUUACAUCUACCAGCCCUGUAUCCUGAUGAUUAUGUAUUCGCCCCUGUUUCUUUUGGCCAAGUCUCGCCUGUACUCGUCUCCGCUGCCGUCGUUCGCACACGCGUUUGAGAUAUUUAAAGCAAUCGGAAACGUUGGAAAGCCUAGAGCGUUGGAAGCUCUCGAGGACAGUAUAUGGGCUUUGGUGCUGCAAGUUGCACAUGGUGCGUCGGUCUACGAUGUCUUUCCUGUGUACGCUGCUGGGUGGAGUGGCAGUAUAGACAUUGCCGAGGUUACGGAGUGCAAAUCUUGGCUUGAUGACUUUAGUUCCAAGGCUGCAGAAUCUAUUUCGGAGUACGUUCAAGAUUGGGAUGAUGACGACGAGAUUCAAGUUGUGCGCGAGUACACGUCUCAGCGUGAUGAGUUGCGCGACUGGAAGCCAGAUAUCCUGAACUUGAACGGGAAGCGUCGCCCCGCCAGCCCUGGUCCAGAAGCUCCUGCCAAGCGCGCGAGGAAGGAUCGUAAGCGUAAAGCCGCCAGCAAACGUCAGGCUUCACCUCCUCCUGGCAAGACACGCAAAUCUCAGUCUCGCCCCAAAAACCGGUCUCGGCCUCAUUCUUCUUCCCCCGAGAAGAAAUCUGAUUCUCGUCACACGCGUCCUACAAGUACGCAGCAAGAUGACGAGGAGGACGAGGAAGAUGGCACGGGCGAUCAUGCUGCUUCUUCGAAGACAAACCAAGGCGCAGGCCGCGGAGAUGCAGAUGGUGAUAAUCGGGAUGCUGAUUUAUUUUCCGGUCGUCUAACUCCUCUUGACAAAGAUGAUCAUGCUUCCGGUGAUGACGGCGUGUCCCGUGGGCCUCGGGCUCGCUCGCGGAACACAUCCCCUAUGAAUGUUGACCAUGGUUCCUCUCGCAGCGGCUCUCAGGAGCGGAGCCGUCACGGAACUGAGCCACUUGGUGCUUCUUCUCAGGACGACGUUGCCCAACAACAGCAUCAGGCUGCCGCUUCUCCUUCUACGCGGCCGAAUGGGAGGAAAGACCGCACCAAGAAAACUCGUCAGCCCACUCCUUAUGAGCCUUUGCCCGUCACAGUUCCAGCGUGGACUUCAACGGGUCUUCUCCAUGAGACUUGGUCCCCGGUCCGUCAGCGAACGCAUGCGCUCUUUUCACUUCUUGCAACGCAUACGGUUACCGGCUAUGCGCCGGGGUCUAGUGCGAGUAGCGUCCGCGUUUUUGAUGCGGAAGAGUUCCGGAAGCUGGGCGCGCAACAAGUACAAGAUGUCUUCCAGAAAAGCAGCAUUCUGGUGCGGGGGAACGGUGUUGAUACAUUCUGGAAGUGGGGUUUGGAGGCUUUUUCUGCUAUGCGUCCUAUCUAUGGAACUGUCGUUCAGGUUCAAGAUCCGAUUGCAUCUUAUGAGGCUGAGGGUUUCAGAACGAUAUCUGUCUCCAUUCCUGAGCUGGUUAAAGCCGGUCAGCAGAAUACCGCCACGCGUUGGAACUGUCUUGAUCUACCCAUGGGGCUGGAGCACCUUUCACAGAUACCUUACGUUGCAGAGCCCGGACCGUUCAACGUACUUCCUUACGCUUAUCGGGUUUGCGGUAACGAACCAGAUGCAUAUGAGGAGGGUGAGUGGGAGAGCAACAGAUCCAAGCUUCAUUGGGCUCUUGCAGGUGUGGCAGGUGCCGAUACUAUGCAGCAUAUGGACGUUGGAGGCUUUGCUACAACGGUACAUGUGCUGUCUGGCCGGAAGCUGUGGGCGAUAGGCAGUCGAAAGGACGGCCGUCCCUUCCCGAAUGAUUCCCAUUGUAUCGCGAAGGAGGACGUGCGUGCGGAUUGGCACUCGUUUCAUCAAGACGUCAUCACUUGGGAAACAUUGGUUCUUGAAGCGGGAGAUACGCUAUACAUGCGUCCGGGACCUCAUGUCGUUCAUACCCUGGACAGCUCUAUAUGCUACGGGGAGUAUUUCUUGACCCCCAAGUCGCUGGUUGACCAUGUCACGUCGUACGCUGUUAGCCGCUUGGCCAACCUCGUCGUUACGAAUGACUCCUUUCAAUCUGGACCCGUUCUCCUGGCUCUUGCUUCAUGGUGGUGGAAUGGAGAUCUCGGCUGCGAAGGCGAUUGGCACGAUCCCAGUGGCGAGUUAUCUGUUAUAUAUCUAACACACGCGUGCUUAUCUCUGUCUGCAGCUCGCGCUUCUAGGCCCUCUUUGUCGGAGGAUGUCGAGGUCUACAUCGCGCUUUUGGCGCUCUACGUGUUUCAGACAACUCUCGCGGUCGACACGUACGAGGAGGAUGAGGCCGCCGAAUUGGGGGUUACAAUGGAAGUUGUUGGAGACCGUCUUUAUCGCGAGGCUUGCGAACGGCUGCACGAGUGGAUCAUGCGACAGGGGAUAGUCGCUCGAGCCGGUGAAGCUGUCGAUGCCGACAUGGAUGACGAGGAGCGCCUAGCGCAUCUUCAAGACGUCAUUCUUGACUUUGGCCGUGGCCUUCACAUUAUGGCGGUCCAGCACGCGCUCACGGAGCCCAAAUAUUGCAUGGAGCCACUCAUUAAGCGCCUUGAACUGGACGCCCUUGCAGCGUACGAUCGGCCGGUGAAAGACUGGCUCAACCUGCGCGAUAACGCUCGUCGUCCUCUUGUCCCCGAUCUCCAGUUUGUGCCCUCUCCCCGUCGAGACAUUGCCUUUGAAUUUUACGAGUAG